This is a messenger RNA of Epithele typhae, 591 nucleotides long. RefSeq lists its product as uncharacterized. The transcript has 3 exons. Lineage: Eukaryota; Fungi; Basidiomycota; Agaricomycetes; Polyporales; Epitheliaceae. The coding region runs from base 1 to 591 and encodes 196 amino acids. The record is from RefSeq and is a predicted model, not a curated record.
AUGGCCACAUCCCCCGACGCAGAGCCUUCGCGCGUCGGCGCUGAACCACCACCCAUCCCACCCGACCUGGUCAACUUCCACACCAUCUACGGUUACCGCGUAGAACCGUUUCACCGCGACAAGGUCCGCACAAAACUCGGAAUCUCACAAGACGCCGACUUGUCAGUCUCACAGGCUAUCUACGACGCCGCCUUCGAUGCCGGGCUGUCUACAAUUGGGAUCCCGAUGUGCAAUGCCGACAUCAACGACUUGGUUGAAGGCAUUGAUGGCCCGCAAAUUAUCAUUCUCGCCAAGAGGAGACUGUAUGGGGACGGCUCGGAUUUUGUGAAGGACAUGCGCCCGUAUGGGGGAGAUUUCGAGAAGUGGAAGGAGACGUUGGGGCUGGAGGGGGAUCCGACGUGGAUGGUGGACGUGCAAGAAUACCCGAUGCCACCGAAAAAGUGGCCUAUGCCGGAGGGUUUCAAGUUCGAUUACGAGGAUGAUGACCCACCCCCACCCGCGGAACUGCGUGCAACCUCAAUGCGCGAACGCUUCACCGCUUUGCUACUCACGCCUUGGCGCAUAGUGGGCUAUCUUUGGUACACAUGGUAG